CGAUCAACACUUUCACCAUCUCCGUCCAGUAGAGUCCUCCGCCUCCAGCAACGACAAGGUCCCGCCGAUGGACGGCUUGCCCUCGUCAUCGAAGUUCCCAUUAUCCUCGCCUCGUCGCAAAGAGAAUGCUUCGCAGGCUUUCGACAUCGUUCACCGGGCUCUGUCACCUCGCAUAGCUGUUCUAUCUAGUCCUGAUGUCGAUGAAAUUCUUAGGCCGAAUAACUUCGGUGACUUGUCUGACUGCUUGAGGCCCUUCGAAGAGAUAUUGCAAGGAGUCAUUGUACGCACCUCUCAACUGGAGAGCAAGCAGUGCCCCAGCUUUCCUAUCCGUUUCGAUCCUCUGAGCGCCUUCGCUGUACAACAGAGAGCCUCCAUCGAUCCAGAGAAUGCUACGGCAGGUAGAGACGUCCGACCGGAGGAGACGCUGGAUCGGAUCAACGCUCACGUUACUGCCAAUGCGCGAAAGUGGGAGGCGAAGACCUCUGAGCUGCAAAUAGAGGACGAAGGAGACGCUAGGAGGGUAGCCGAGUCUUCGAUAGAAGAUAUCACGCCGUGGUACACGUAUGGAAGAGAUGCUGUGCUCCGGAGUCGAUCCAUUAGUCGUCAUGAGACCUUCGGCCAUCCGGUCUGCAUCCUUCUUGCCGUUUCGUCCCAGUCGCCGGAUCCAUUGAACGCUCUCGCUUCGCUGUACGCCGCUACACAAGCUCAGAAUUGCGAUGCCUUUGGCGGCAGACCUUAUAUGGAUCCCAAUGUGUUGCGGUAUUAUGUGCUGAUACAUGACUGCGCUAAGGGGGCCGAUGUGGAGCAAUCGAAAGAGAUUCUAGAGACGGUCAAGCGUAUAUAUGGUCUCAAUUGCUGCAUCCUUCCUCUGAAUUCUGCUCCCCAGCCACAAGCUGAUGGCGAACCUCCGACUUCCACGGCUUGGUCAGAACAUCUUCAGCGGCUGAGGGGAUCGGGAUCCGGCUCUGAGAAGUAUCUGGACUCUUGGCCUUCUGGACAGCAAGGGCUACUGCUGUCCGAAGAUGAUGUCAAGAGGCUGGGCGGACUCGUUCGUGAGAUGGUGGCCCAGAGUCUUAUCCCGUGGAUGGAGAGAUGCGUGACACAGUGGAAUGAUUCAAUAGCCGCUUCGAGGAAGGGCUUGACUGGACGGCUUUUCGGUGCGGGGAAGAAGUUCUUCGGUAGCAGUACAAUGUCCAGAUCAGGCACCGGCACACCGGAGCGACCGAGCUGGGAUGCUCAUGGCAGCUUCUACCCAUACGCUGCUAUUGAAGCGCAGACUCGCCGACUCGCCGACUUUGCAUUCAUGACAAGAGACUACAAGUUGGCCGCUGCCAUGUACGAUGUCGGACGGAGAGACUAUGCCAAUGACAAGGCACAUCAUCAUGCAGCGGGAGCUACAGAAAUGUUCGGUCUAUCGCACCUGAUGAUCAUGUUGAGCUCACAAUCUCCACCGAUAGACGUCGACAGCUAUUUGGCUUCGGCUUGUAUGCAGUAUCGGCUUCCUGUCUCAAAAGCAAGCUCGAACGUUCUUCUACGGCCAUUGCGAGCAACCUUGCUGUACUACGAGGUCUACCGAGCGCUCGACUACUAUCGGUCUGCCCCAAGUGCCUUGAUUCGAGCUGCUCAAGACCCAGGGGCAGAUUUGGACGUCAUGGGCGCCAUGCUGAUAGAACAAGCAGCGAUUACCGAUCUGAGGAUCUUUGAUCGGCCGGCUUUGCGCAAGAUGGCAUUACACCUGGUCAUGGCAGGACAUCGCUAUCAGGAAUGCGGUGCCAAGCUGCUGAGCCUCAGGUGCUUCAGCGGAGCAAAGUCAAUCUACUCCAGGCACACGGCUCUGAAGAAGACUUUCCUUGACGGGGAAGAAUCUGGCGACAAAGACAGUGGCGAAAAGGAGAGCUCUGACGAACAGGCCCAUGACACCGAUAUGGAGUCCGAGGGUUGGACGAUGGUUCAAGCACACGUUGAGCACGAGCUGGGUCAGCAAGCUCUCAAUGAAGGUCAGACUGAUCUAGCCAUUGAGCACUUCUUGCGCACGAUUCGUCCCGUACGAAGCGACUGUGGGGAAGACGCAGCGUCUCUCGAGAAUAGAGGGGUGAUUCAUCAAGGCUACUUGAGUGAUCUAGCAGCUGCCUUCAGCUCACUAGGCGAGGGUGCAGGCAAAGGAGACGCUUUAGACUCGCCUUUCGACUUCUUCGAUGUUCAGAAAUCGCGCUUCGAGCUCGCGGAUGAGGCAGCGGAAGUAUCGGAGGAAUCACUUUGGAAAGACCUAGAGGAGCGAUUCAAUCUAGCCAGUGGAAGGUCAAUGGUAACGGAAGGUGGUAGCGGCAAAGGCUCCCGGGCGAGAGGCUCCUUCACAGCAGGAGUCCCGUUCCGCCUGCUUCUGCGGGUCGUCAAUCCUCUCUCUACACCUUUGACACUCUCGCAAGUCACUGUUCAAGUGACAAGAGACUCAGAACCUCAAACCUCCGUCACCGGCACGGAUAUGGAGGUCGACUCGAUUCAAGAUAUAGAGUUGGCGCCACAAGAACAGCGCGAUCUUCACGUCACUUGCAAGGCUUCCAGUCUCGGCCAAUUCAGAGCUACCAGUAUUAUUUUUCGCUUGGGAGGCAUUGCUCUCUUCUCACAGAGCUUGCACAAGAAUGGCCGGCGGCUCAACGAGACGAAAGAGCAGAGGGUAAGCCGCAAAGCCACAUACGCACCGGAUGAGACUCUUGCUGUCGUCAUCGGAGAGCCUUGCCCAAUUCUCGAGGCCCACUUGGUCAAUUGUCCCACCGCCCUGGGGUUCGGUGAGGAAGUCGACGUCGUCCUCAGGCUCACGAACCGAGGUAAUGUCUCAACCAAAAGAGGGGUCCGUAUGAUGGCCGACCAGCCCGAGAUGUGCACUCUUGCGGCAGCAUCGGAGCAGCCGGGGCCUCUAGUCACGGUCCCCAACUCUCUGACCCCUCCACAACUCAUCACCAUCUUGCGGUCCGAUGAGGAUCUAGAAGCAGGUCAGACGGUCGACAAGACCAUGCGGUUACGAGGUGCAUUGAUAGGAAAGAACAUCGUUUUGAGACUUCUCUUCGUCGCCGGCUCCGGUGCGGAGGACCAAGUCAGCCACAAGCUUUCUCAGACUAUCGAGGUGUACCCUGUUCUGGAUCUCAGCGUGGAGAUCAGCUCUGCACCUCAAGGCUUCGCCUGGGACUUAGCCAUACAAGCUGCUAAUGUACAUCCCGAUGGCCAGCCCGUCCGUAUUGCGGAUCUCAAAUUCGCCUCGCCUCGCUGGGAAACCCAAGAGACGAACCGCACUUUGUCUUCUGCCGCAGGAGAACCCCUACUGGUGCUUCAGCCUUCGCAGUCAGACCGGGCCCACGUUCCGGUAAGAGAGGCCGCCCUUGAGGAUGGUCAACUUGAUCCCAGCGCAAUGCUGGAGUACACAUCACAUCACAUCGCCGGACUUCUCCGAGGUAGAGACAUCGAGCGAAACGCAGUUGCAGGACCCUGCAGUCUACGUUUGAGCUCAACGGUGGGGAGCCCAAGUUCAAGUGCUAUGAGUCCUUUCCUACCCAUCGUCCGCUCAACGUGGCGUCAAACGCUUCUAAGCCAGGUCUUUCCGACGAUCUCUCCCGCUGAUCGAGACCGAGUCUUCACCCUGUAUAUCCCAGACGAUCUGGACGUCCUCGUCAAUUGGGAGUCUCACGACGGCCAGCACAAGGGUCAAAUCUUCCUCUUGGGCCUGACACUAGGGCCGAACCGCGAUGUUGUGCGAGACAUCGUCUCGUCCCUUGCUGCAGGAGCUGGCGGUAGAAGUCUGUACGAGGAGACUGCUCGUGAAAGGGCCGCUCUGCUGUCCAGCCUGAGUCGCAGCUAUCUGGGCACAGAAGACGACCCGCUCUACGUCGACAUCGAGGUCAGAGAGACCGACGCCGCCACCCUGGAGACGGUCCCCGUCGUAUUCGUCGUGAGGAACAUGUCGACAUCCCGAUCGGCUCGAUGCAUCAUUGAUCUGGACAGCUCCGUCGAUCCGAGCGCCAGUAGGUCCGGCCAUGCUCAGCGACAGCAAGACCCGCAACAUCCGGACCGCCUUCUGCACCUCAACACGGCCUCCUGGAUCGGACGACUGACGCUACGCAGUCAGACGAUCCCGCCUAGAGGCUCAGUGGAGCUGAUUGCUCAUGCCCGUCGGCCAAAAGUGGGACAAGAGUGCGAGUUGAGCGACUGGAGUAUCAAGUCAGAGGUACUGGGUGACAAGGGUCUCGAGGAGGUACUGAAACGGUUCAACAGUGGCAGGCUGAAGAGCGGCAAAGUGGUAUGACAUAACGAUGGGAGACGAGCAUAGGGACACAGCAUCGAGAGCGACGUUUAGAGGACGAACAUGUAUCUGUUACGAGCCGCCCUGAUUGCCAAUCAUAUCCAUCAGACUGCCCCAGUCCACUCCUUCCAGAGCAGCAUUGAAGUCUAUGCCUCCCAU
Microstroma glucosiphilum is the source of this 4450-nucleotide messenger RNA. RefSeq lists its product as hypothetical. The transcript is spliced from 7 exons. Bases 68 to 4294 code for a protein of 1408 amino acids. Gene Ontology annotation, cellular component: TRAPPIII protein complex; phagophore assembly site; cytoplasmic vesicle. Gene Ontology annotation, biological process: endoplasmic reticulum to Golgi vesicle-mediated transport; protein localization to phagophore assembly site. The record is from RefSeq and is a predicted model, not a curated record. NCBI's taxonomy places the organism in Eukaryota, Fungi, Basidiomycota, Exobasidiomycetes, Microstromatales, Microstromataceae.